AUGAGCUUACCCAUCCUUGCACCUGCAGGCUUUGCAAGGAGAACAGGCCUCGGGUCCUUCAAGUGCAACUGGGGGCUCUUAGCUCUCAGCUGCAAGUCUACGCCUGGCACCAAUGAUAUCUUAUUGAGCUCGCAAAGAAGAGGGCAGGGAGGAGGGCAGGCGAGAAGCGGGCCUUUCGUCAACCAUCAGGUUCUCCCAGCGCACGCCCAGUUGCUGGUCGUUCUCGAGUCUGCGAUGGGAGAAGAAAAGGAAGUUCCACCUCCGGGGUGUCGGCCGAUAUGGAUCCAGAUGAAGAACUACGACCUGUACCAGCUACGGGAGGAGGGGGCUGAGGCGGGCAACAUGACCGCCCUAAAGCAGUACACGCUUCUGGAUCGGGCACGGCUGCUUGAAGAGGUCGGAAAGUUUGGCUUCAUGUGUGACUGGAACGACUUCAAGGCCGACCUCGAGGCUUGUCCGACUGAAGAAAUUUUGCUGGUGGCAGACCCAAACAAAGUGUACGGGGAGCAGUGGUACUUUACGUUCACGGCAGAAGCAUUCGAGACCCAGCUCAAGCUACAAACGGCGGAGGCGGAAGCGGAGAAAGCGCGGUUAGAAGCGGAGGCAGAGGCGGCGAGGCUGGCCGAGGAAGAAGCGAAUCGCACACCGGUGUACGAAGACAAGCCGAUCAUCGCCAGAGGUUGGAAAUCGGAAACUGCAGCAGAUACAGCUCGGGAGGUGGAGAGUUUGACGAUAAGGCCGGAGCGACCACUUGUGGUCAUGUCCAUGACCCGUCCCAGACGGAGCUUUGGCCUGCCUUGCAAGCUCGUGGACAGGGAUGCAUACGACUGGCUUACGGACGACUACAUGGCCAAAAUGGGUAUUCGCAAGUACCUGGCGACCGGCUUCACCGCCUUCGACCCCUCCAACCCCGACCGGAAGCUGAUGGAUUCACCCUGUCAAGCCGCGGCCGAGAGCGUCCCGGCCUCGUCGCAGACCACCUGGUUCCGCAGCGUGAACGCCUCGGUGCAAUACUCCACCAUGCACCUUGAGCAACAAGAGGCGGCUAGCAUGAUGUCAAGCGAGGCCAUGGUGUCGUUCCUCCGCAAGGUGGCACCGGGAGUCGAGCAGUCUCUACAACAGAACGAGACUGUCGAUAUCUUCCAGGAUGCCUUCAACGGCAUCGGUGAAGACGACGCUCCCCUGACCAAGACCAAUGAAAACGAGGACGAACUGAAAGAGCUACGCACCUUCACAGACCUUGUACACUCAAAGAACAAGGUAAUGUCGGCGAUCGACUGGCUUCCCAAGCGGAACGGUUGCGUGGCGGUCUCAGCGGUGAAAAACGUCAACUUCGAGGAGAGGGUCCAGCUCUCCGGCCAGGUGGACAACGCGUACGUGCUGCUUUGGGACUUCGCGGAUUUGAUCCAUCCCAUGCUCAAGCUGGAGUCACCUCACGAGAUUUUCUGCUUCAGGUUCAACCCGUCGAUCCCUGGAACUGUUGUGGGGGGCGCCAUCAACGGCCAGGUAGUAAUGUGGGACAUCGCCAAAGCCCUGACGUCGAUAGACCAGAAGAAGCGCAAGCAAAGCGUGCGGCACAUCGGGAAGCCUGGUCUGGGUGUCGGGGACGAAGACGAAGUCGUAGCGGCGCUACCCCCUAUCACGCCACACGCCGUUAGCCACAUCGACAUGAGCCACCGCAGGCUCGUGGCGGACCUGGCGUGGCUGCCGACAACCACUCAAGUCAACUCGAAGGGCCAGCUCCUGGGAAGCGAAUACAUCACGGAACACACGCACCAAUUCAUCACUGUCGCCAGCGAUGGGCAGUGCCUUAUCUGGGACACAAGAUAUCAGGAAAUAAGCGAAGGCUUGUUCCCACACAUCGCGAAACCUCGGCAAACGUAUGACAAGAAGAGAGAGGAACACGGUCGUCCGCCGCCGGCACCCUGGACGCCGCUCUUUCGUCUGCAGCUUAACCGAUUAGAGGACGUGGGAGAGUUGGGUCUCUGUCGGAUUGUGCUAGACUUGGGCGUCGCCGGGGACGGCGUCACCAGCGACAGCAAGGCCGAAGAUGGGGCGGAGGAAGUGGACAUGCGUUCGCAGCUCAUCUGCACGACUGAAGAGGGGGAAAUCCUCCUGGCGGAUUGGCGGGCAAGAGUGGGGGCCAAUAGUGGGCGAGGAGGGGGAGACGAGGAAGCCGGGGGAGGCGGAAACGAGGGGGGGGAUGGUGGGGACGUAGCCCCGGAGUUCGUAAAGUGGGUUUCGAGCGACCACACCCGGCCGUGCGUGGCGCUGGACAAGUCACCCUUUUUCCCGGGUGUACUGCUCAGCGUGGGCGAUUGGAGCUUUCAGAUUUGGAAGGUGGGGCUUCGAAAACCCGUCUUCUCUUCGCCGAUGGCGGCCAACUACCUUACGACCGGGCGAUGGUCUCCGACACGGCCGGGAAUGUUGUUCCUCGGCAAGGUGGACGGCUCGAUGGACGUGUGGGACUUCACCGAUAGCAGCUUCACUCCUUCGGUGACCCUGAUGAGCAGCCCCUCGAGAAUUACCAGUAUGGAGUUCUUGAAGCCCAAGGGGGUUGGAGGAGCGGCAAAGCUCAAGCAGCAGCUGCUUACCGUGGGGGAUGCGGCAGGGAACCUCCACGUUUAUGACGUGCCUCAGAACCUUUGGCGUCCCCUGGCCAACGAGAGAGCCAUCAUGUCGUACUUCCUCGAGAGAGAGAUAAAGGUAUUCACGGCAAACCUCAGCAUCGAGGCAUCGGAGAAUGACCUGUUCAACGAAAAACAACCUCUAUGGAGAUGUGAUAUCCUGUUUUGGUUGUUUCUACUCGGUGUGGCUGGCUGGCACCACUUCAGAGACAGUUGUUUCCUGUCGCCCACCAAUCGCGCGCUGAAGCACAUGUACAUAAACCCCAUCGGCACCCUCGUAUUCUACUUGUCGAACCAUUUAUCGCCCUGCCCCACACGGUACAUCCAGCCUGCGAUGAAGCCGCUUGGGGAGGCCAGGCUGUCACAAUACUGGCGACCCACACAACCCACCUCAAUCAACCCUACCUCAAUCACACUGAAACCCAACGCGACCCUCAGAUUUUUCUCGUGUUCUGUUUCCCUACACACCAUGACGAAGCGUGUGGAGCACGUCUCCGAGCGACUCGAGAUUCGAACAGCCGAAGCCGAGGCGAUGGAAGCAGAGGAAAUGCAGAACGCGUUGAAUCAGCCGCCAGAUGGGGCUGCAGGUGCUGCUGCUGCCGAGGAAGGUGGAGCCGGGGAACCGGCGGCUGGAGGGGACGAAGGUGGUGCUGUUGGUACCGCCACAACAAAAGGAGACAAAAACCGAGCAGCUGCGGAUCCGGCACUGGAAGAGCUCACAGAGGCCGAAAAGGCGCAUCUCGCGGAAUUGGAAGAAAAAUUCAUCGAGGACCUUGGUUUGACCGAUGCCGACCUUCCCGAGCGCUACUUAGCCACCAAGAGGUUGGCUGAGGCGGAUGAACCCGCCCUCAUGACUUAA
Molecule: messenger RNA, 3486 nt
Organism: Ectocarpus siliculosus
Lineage: Eukaryota; Phaeophyceae; Ectocarpales; Ectocarpaceae
Source: the annotation of a GenBank genome assembly